GUCGAUAUUAUUAUUAGAUAUGGAUUGAGGAUUUUAAACAAAAUAUUUUUAUUUAUUUACCUAUUUUGCUUUAUAUAAAGUAAUAAUUUGUGAUUUUAUCGAGUUUUCGCAUAUUUUAGAUUUAAAUCGCCUUACUAAAUAACCAUUCAUAUAAAAUUAAAGUGAGAAUUAACUGUACUGUUGUGAUACACUGACUGAUUUGUUAAAGAUAACUGGAGUUUGAUAAAUUCUAAUUCACAAUAAUAUUUGCGGAUAAUUUAGAAUCAUAAUAAUGACAGCAGUGAGAACAUGCCCUGGUCUAUACUGCGGGCGGACUGAGCUGGAAGAUGGUAGUUGGAGUGACUGUGGUGCAUGCCCCCGAGGAUAUCGUACUAAUGCUUCCAGUUAUUGCAUGCCAUGCGCUGAUGAACCGACGCUCUACGACUGGCAGUACUUGGGUUUUAUGGUGCUGCUUCCUAUGGUUCUACAUUGGUUCUUUAUAGAUGUUGUGGCUACUAGGAAAAGCAAAGAAGGAAUUCUCAUUCAACACAUAUGUGCCUUUGUGGAAAUUGUAUCUGGUACAUUGGCUGCUCUAUUAGUGCUGCCUCCAACUGGCACAGUAGCUCUGUAUGUUUGCACACCAAAAGCUCUCUCUGAUUGGUAUACACUACUGCACAAUCCACAACCUGAUUAUAAGGAAACACUACAUUGUACACAAGAAGCUGUGUAUCCAUUGUACACAGUAGUGCUGUUGAUAUAUGCAUUCAGCCUUCUAAUGACAAUCAGUUUGAGACCUUGGCUCCUGACCUUUCACUCUUCCAACUCUGGUAAAAAAGCAAUAUACUGUGCACUUUACUUCUAUCCCAUACUCAUACUGAUCCAUACUGUUGCUGCAGGCUUGAUUUACUGCUCUUUCCCGUACAUAAUAAUUAUAAUAUCAAUGAUCACAUCAGCAUCUCAUUUUUCUGUGAAAAUCGACCAAUCUGCACCAGCAUUGCUGAUAUCUUCAGUGACUGAUACUAGAAAUUUAACUAUCUUAAUGGGACACUGGCUUGUGCAUGCUUAUGGUAUUAUAUCUCUAACAGGAUUCAAAGAACUAUGGUAUUUGUCGUUGGUACCUGCACCAGCAUUGUUCUAUAUACUGACAGCACAAUUCACUGAUCCAAUGAAGAUCCACAACGAUUGACAUGCACAGAAAACUUUUGUGAAACUCGUAUUGAACUGAGAAUAAGUGAAGAAUUGCCGAUAUUGUGAUACCCAAAUGUGACUUUGGUUUCGGCGAGCUAUUGAAAGCACAAUGAAAGUUAGUGUUGAACCAAGUGCAGCAUCUUCAGAGGUAGAAUUAUAAGGGGUGCUAUAGGUGUUACAGUGUAAUCUGAGAUAUCACUGUGUUUAUAUCAAUAGAUGGUGAUUACCACUUCCCAUGAGAUGGGCGGACUGUUUGUUUUCAAUAGUAUAUACAGUAUGUAAUACAUUAAAACAGUUUAUUAAGUUGUCUAUAUAAGUGCUGUGUUGUGUAAUGAUGCGCUUAUGACGCUAUUAUCAUUAAAGUUGUACAUAGCUCUUUGGAGCAAUGGCUCCGCUUUCCUAGGACAAGUGACAAAUUUAUUGAUAGACACAUUUUCGUUACCACAUGUAUGUAAUAGAAGGCGAUAGUAACGUCUGGCAGUGUGUCUUGUUUGUAUUUGUUGAUGUUUGUGUUUCAAAUAAUAAAAUAAAUUUAUUUGUCACAUAAUACAGAUGUUUAUCGCAGUACUGCGUUCCCGUGGGAUCACGCAAAUGAGAAUUAGUAAUCGCUAGUAUUUACUUGUGUAGGUAUAAAUUAAUCUAAGAUAUGUUAUUACUUAGUGUCUAAUUAAAUACGACUGUUUCAUUUUGUUACUUAAGAAGUCUAUUUAUAAGGAUUAUAUUUCUGUUAUAAUAUUUAAUUAAAUAUUAAUAAUCACUAUCACUAUAGGAA
This is a messenger RNA of Galleria mellonella (greater wax moth), 1939 nucleotides long. Its product is annotated as JNK1/MAPK8-associated membrane protein. The record is from RefSeq and is a predicted model, not a curated record. Gene Ontology annotation, biological process: response to unfolded protein. Bases 272 to 1165 code for a protein of 297 amino acids. Gene Ontology annotation, molecular function: ubiquitin protein ligase binding. Lineage: Eukaryota; Metazoa; Arthropoda; Insecta; Lepidoptera; Pyralidae. The transcript has 4 exons. Gene Ontology annotation, cellular component: membrane.